Fomitiporia mediterranea MF3/22 is the source of this 729-nucleotide messenger RNA. RefSeq lists its product as uncharacterized. Bases 1 to 729 code for a protein of 242 amino acids. Lineage: Eukaryota; Fungi; Basidiomycota; Agaricomycetes; Hymenochaetales; Hymenochaetaceae. The transcript is spliced from 11 exons. The record is from RefSeq and is a predicted model, not a curated record.
AUGAGGCUACUUCCUCGUACAGACGCCGUCUCAGUUGACCCCGAAGAAGCUCAGAUACUUGUGUCUCAAGCUUUCGUAUCACAAUGCUUCCAAGUGUUCACCGUCACCGUGAUAGCCUAUGACAUUAUGACGACAAUGGAUAACGAGAUCAAAUAUUUUUGGAAAACUCCCAUCAAAAUGCCCACUUUGGUGUACUUUGCAAACCGCUAUAUAGGACUUCUCGGUGCUGUGUUCUAUUCGUUUUUCAACACCCUAGAUGCGAGUCCUGCAUUACAUCUUAAUGCUUCGAGUCUGCGCAUUGUUCUCUCAAGAGAGGGUAAUAUCAUUAUUUCUGAAAGUUCUUCUGGCUUUGGCAGCCGUGCUCAAGAUGGGAAUAACCAUUUAUGUCGUCCAAACAUUGUCUUCGACUCAUUUUAUUCCCGGAAAGAUACUGCUGGAGAAAUAGGAGGAAACAUCAGGAUAUGUGGUUUCAUUGGCUCAGAGCCAGUACAAUGGGGUAUGGCGGGCUGGAUUGUCCCUCUCAUAUAUGCAGCCAUUCUUAUGACUAUGGCCCUUUACAAAGCCGCUGAAUUCUGGAGACUGUCUUCCGGGUUGACAGGGUUCACACUCGUCAAAGUGCUUGUUGUUGAUCAGUUCCUGUAUUUUGUGACGAAACCCAUCUUUCCUCAGCCUCCUUGGGAGCCGGCUUUUGGUAAACUUGAAAAAGGCAGGGGAAAGGGGACUGAAUGA